Messenger RNA from Cylindrotheca closterium, 3858 nucleotides. NCBI's taxonomy places the organism in Eukaryota, Bacillariophyta, Bacillariophyceae, Bacillariales, Bacillariaceae. The record is from the annotation of a GenBank genome assembly.
AUGAAGGAAUUCGAAGUUACAGUAAAGAAAGAGAGUCCGUCGACUUAUUUUGGUCUGAUGCUGGCACAAAAGACAGGAUCGUCUCAGAUUAUUGUCAGGGACGUGGCUCCGAAAGGUGCCUUUGCCAAUACAAAGAUUGUACCAGGAUUGCAAUUGUUACAAAUCAAUGGUGAAACGGCGGAUUCGGUUCAGGCAGCUGUUCAAACGCUCAAGUCGGCCCCCAUUGGAAAGGUGACUCUUGUGGUGCAAGGUUUGGUGGCUACCGCCCACAAACAAGACAAGGAUGCCAAGAUUGGCCUUUCGCUUCAAAAGUUGACAAGAUCAGAUGGGAUUUCGGGACCAGCGGAACUUAUCAUUGCCAGCGUUUCGGAAACUGGCAUUUUUGCCAAGUCGGGAUUGCUCAAAGGAUAUCGGAUAAGUACCAUCAAUGGAAAAGCCUGUCCUUCCCUGUUGAGCGAGGCCACCACCAUGAUACGAGACGCUACCGGUGACGUGACCGUGGUGGCGGUGCAAUCUGAAAUCAAACCCUGUAAAAAGGCUUCGCUGGGUGCCUAUUUGCUAAAGCAUCACGUUUCCAUGGGCGAUUCUACUUUUGCAUCGGAGAAAACUGUCAAUGGAGAAGAGGCUGAAUUCACUAUUGAACCCAACUCGGAGGAAGUGAUCGAACGAGAAUUGAACAGUAUGCCAAUUGUCCACGACGGGGUUGUUGUGGAGGAGCAGCAAGGCGCCGUAUUCGAUUCCGAGUAUGGGGAGCCAGAGUAUACCAUUGAACCCAAUUCAGCAGAAGCUUCCGAACGAAUGUUGUAUACUCCCUUCAGCACGGAAGAAGAGGUGGAAGAUGGCGUGGUAGAUUCCGAAUAUGGUCAGGUGCAACAUCAUCACCAUCAUCAUAUCAAUGAAGUAACAACCACACUGUCAAAACGAUUUCCAGGAGAAAAGGUUGGCAUUGCGCUCAAGAACGUCAAGGAACCCAGGAGUGUCAUUGUCAAUCGGUUGGUGAAGGAUGGUCUAGCGAUACGUUCCCGGUGCCCCUUGAGCCUCGGUCAAACCAUUCUGUACAUUAACGAUCAAAAAUGCCCACCAUCGGCCAAACACGCCACGGCACUGGUUUCAGAAGCUCCCAGAACCAUCACCAUCAUUGCCCGGAAUACCAAAGUCACAGCCUUCAAAAAGACGGCCAAGACGAAACUUGGAAUCAAGCUUCGGUCCUCGAAAAAAAGUCCCCGGGUGACUGUGGAAUAUGUAGACCCACAUGGGCUGUUUGGCCGUAGCAUCUUGUCCAAGGGACAAACGGUGGCCGCCAUUAAUGGCGAAAUUUGUCCCGACAAUGCGCUGGAUGCCAUUGAGAUGCUAAGAUCCACAGUGGGUACCGUUUCCAUCGAGGUUGGAUACAAGGGGUUGUUGUUGAAACCACCAAGACAGGGGAUGGACAACUUUCCUCCCAUUGUGGCGGCGACGAUUGAAGAACCAGAAUUAGUCAUAGAAGAAGAAGGAGAAGAAGAGAGAGGAGUCCAGCAGGAACAACAAGUGCCCGAACCCGAAAUUCUCGGAACACGGUCAAUCGUUUCGAACAAGCAAGCUGGCAAAUGGAUUGGUGUGAGUUUUGCAAAGACGGACGGCAUGAUCACGGUGUGCAAAAUCCAAGACGAAAGCCCACUUCAGAAUUCAGAACUGCAAGUGGGUCACGCAAUUGUUGCCGUCAACCACGAAGCUUGCCCUGAGUCAAUUACAGAAUUGAUUUCCAAGAUCCAACGAUCGUCCGGAGAAUUAGUGAUUACUUCAUCACCAGUCGAAGGAGCGAGUGAGGUACUUGCAGCAGUGGCCCGACAACCCAAAAUAUCCAGCCCAGGCAGCACGAUACCAAAUAAGUUGCUACCGGGGCAAGUUGUUGCAAAGAUCACCAAGAGUACGAAGGAAGACAAGAUUGGAAUCAAGGUGGUUCGGUCCUUGCAGGAUCGGAUAGCGAUUAGCUCGAUUACAGAAGGUAGCCUUUUGAGUACAACCGACCUUGCUCCUGGGCAGUUCAUUGUGUCAAUCAAUGGAAUACCAUGCCCUCCCACCAAGGACGAAACAGUAAAGCUCAUUCGGGAUAGUAUUGGGUCACUUGAAAUCGUUGCCUCCAGUUCGAUGGGUCUGGCAAUAAAGCCAACGGUGGCUACAAAGGUUGGCAUUACGAUUGGCAGAACAAUUUCAAAUGAGAUGAUUAUCAUUGACGUUAAGAAAGGGUCCAUCCUGGAAAGCGACGCGGUUUGGGCUUUGCGUCAAGACCAGCGUGUCGUUUCCAUCAACGGUGUGGAUUGUCCUGAUAAUACACAAGACGCCAUUGCAUUGAUUCGAAACUGCGUUGGGGACCUGACCGUUGUGGCCGUCGACCGUUUCAAGCAGCAGACUUUGGGAAACUCGGAAAAUCAGAGCUCCUCUGCAACGGUGCCCAUUAUCGAGAAGUCGCCUCAGAACGGAGCGAGAUCAAUGCCUGCAAGGCGCGAAGAAGCGCCUGGAUUUUCCAUUCCCGUCAACAUUGCGAAAUCACCGCAAAACGGAAGUGCCACCCCUGAGUUUAAGGAAAUCCAAGCUGUGGCCUACGACAAGCAGGAGAGUGACAUGUUAGGUUUGUCCAUUGGCGUGACACAAGACUAUGCUUUUGUCAACCAUAUAUCCGCAGAUUCACCGUUUGUGAACACGGAUUUGUGCGUAGGACAUCGGAUUACAAAGAUUGAUGGCGAGGACUGCCCAUUGCCCUUGUCAGAUGCUGUGGAUCUUUUUGCACAACAUGUGGGCACAAUGACAAUCGAUGCGAAAGAAAAGAUUGUUUCUCCCGGUCAAGUUUCUGCAUCAAUAGUGAAGCGGUCGCAGGAGACCAAUAGUGGCGUUGGCUUUGGAGAAUCUGCUCAAGGCCGUGUCGUCAUCAGCAAAAUUGAUCCGAAAGGCUUGUUUGCCGACUCUGCACUACGAGUAGGCCAAGUAGUUGAAUCGAUAAAUGGAAGGGGCUGUUUCGAUGCGGUUGCAGCGUACGAGACCCUGGUGUCAGCGUCAGGGAAAGUCACAAUCAUUGCAUCAGCUACGGUGGCUAGCGCUUUAAAGCAGAAUAUUGACCAAUCCACGGGCAUUUUGCUUGGUCAGUCGGUUGAUGGAAGAGAUAUCAUUGUUCGAGGCGUUGACGAAAGUGGAAUAUUCGCAAAUAGCGGCUUGAAGACAGGCCAGUGUGUGGUUUCGAUAGCUGGGGUCAGUUGCCCGCGAAGUCUUGCCGAAGCUGAAGGUCUGAUUCAAGACCGUGUCGGAAAGCUGACCAUUGUUGCACUUGACACAGUCGGCAAUUCCCUGGAAAAUGCGAACGGAUACACACCAGAGACAAACCCCAUUAUCACUGUAUCAGUCUACAAGAAAAACCAAAAUUCAAAAGUUGGAAUGAAGAUGAGAAAAGGGAUACAAGACGGCAAAGUCGUUGUCAGUGGUGUGAGUGAAGACGGCCCCAUGGGAGGAAAAGGACUUGAAGUGGGAAUGUAUAUUAUUUCAAUCGAUGGGAUACCAUGUCCGUUGGAUCCAAAGACAGCUACGGGUAUAAUAAAGGAGGCGACGGGGCACUUUGCAAUCGUCGCUUCACCAACUGUUGCCUCUAUAUCGAAGAGGUCAAAGGACGAGAAACUUGGAGUGACGCUUGCACGGACUCCAACUGACGACAUUGUGGUCCACAGUAUUGCUAAUAACAGCGCUUUCAAACAUACGGAUUUGCAGGUUGGACAGAAAGUCGUUUCGAUCAACCGAAAGAAAUGCAGCGGCCUCUUGGACGAAGCAAUAAAAACGCUCGCAGACAGUGUCGGGUCUGUUACCAUUAUCGCCCUAGAUACAAUAAAACUGUAA